Amoebophrya sp. A120 is the source of this 4801-nucleotide messenger RNA. NCBI's taxonomy places the organism in Eukaryota, Dinophyceae, Syndiniales, Amoebophryaceae. The record is from the annotation of a GenBank genome assembly.
CGUUCUCCAAGUUGUCCGUGUGUCAUAUUUCAUCCACUUUUGUAUGAUUGAGAUUCGAUAGAAACUGAUUACAAAAUAAAGCGUUUGCCCUCAUACAACUGCGGCAAAUGCCAUCGGUUAGAGAGGCAGUUGUUAUGGCACGUCGGUAGUGUCAUUGUCUGGUGCAAUUGCAUGAACAACGAAUAAGAAGAUGAAGAUUUUUCAUUAGGUCCUUGUUCGUUCGAUUUCUAGUUUGUGUGUGGUAUUUUCCAUAUCAAGUAAAGGCUUCGUAACGCCAACGAAAACGAUAGCAGUAUAAGUAUUCGCCGGUCAAUGUUGUAUUUAUCCUUUGUCCUCCUCCUCUGCUUGAACGAUAUAUAACGAACCAACGCCAAAGUAGAAAAAAAAGAUGUCUUUAUUUUCUUCCAAGAACUGAAUUUGACUUUGAGUACAAUACUUCAUUCUGCGCAUGUUUGAAGCCCGAUCCUCUUCUUAAAGAAAAAUGAUGCCCCCUCUGAUAUUCCUGAGUUCACCUUUAUUUCCUCCAGAAACGACAAGCAAGAGCCGGAUAUAGGACGCCCGGACCUGGGGAGAUGGUCUGUGACAGACGAUAGCACAACAGUUUGAUCUUUUUCUCCGAAAACAUCCCAGAAUACGGCAUGCUUUCUUGUCUGCGAUUCCGAGAACAAGACUACCAAUUCGAGCUGCGGGGGGCCGAAGGGUUAGCAACACGUCCAGCAGUGAAAAUAAGAUGCGCAACAUGUCGCAAGCAGCGGAUCUGCUUCGAGCACUGUGUCGAUGUAGAGGGCUCCCUGCGCACGGGUGUUCUAAUGUCAGAAGGCGCUACUGCCUUGACGUGCGCAGAUUUUCGUGGUGUCAGUUGUGCCACACCUGAGGACGACGAGGAAGUGGAAAAACUAGGAGGCCGUAGUUUCGUUCCGCUCUGGCAACCGCUGCCGGACCCGGAGCCUGAAAUGGAUCUGCAGGAGAGCGCCAACCCGGAGAAGCACAGUCGCAUUUUCAACAAAUUGCAAUGGGAAGGCCUGGACCUAGCGGAUCCGCAUGGCCAAGAGUCGCACUUCAGCACGUUUUUCGAGAAUCAGCGGCCGCGCCUCGUUGGGUAUGGCGAAGAAGUGUGGAAGAAAAUGCAGAGCUACCUCGGCCGCUUAGACGAGUGGGGCAAGAGGCGCAUAUCGGUUCGCAAGCAGCUGGCGUCGGAGAGUUUAAAGAAGGGCCACGAUUGGACGAGCAUCGGAUGGACCCACCAGUUCGUCAGGGAACAGCUUAACCUCCAGGAAUACGAUGCGAGCGUGAUCCUCUUCUCUUUCGACCGUAAGCGGUUGUGGUUCCACGCGAAAGCGGCCUUCUUGCCUCUGCAGGACCUCGCGCCCUCCCUGGACGGAGGCACUGAGCUGGCGCAGAAAGCUCAACAGGCGAAGAACUCGGCGGACGCCUACGCGCAGAGGCCCUUCGGCAAGGCGGAGAACUUCCAGGGAUUCUCGCACGUCCGGCAAGGCGACCGGGGUCACAAAACAGCGGAGGGCCCCAUGAUGAUGUUCGGCACCCAAACGGCCUGCGGCUUCGCUCUGUCCUCAGGAAAGGACGCCGCCGGCAUGCGCAGCAAAGUUGGGGAGAUUCGUCGCUACAAAGCCAGUACCGAUUGGACAUGUGUCAGAUCGUCGGGAGUGUGCUCAUUCAUUUCCCUGAAGCGUAAAUUUCUUCCUUGCGUUUCAACUUCUUGAGGCCGCAGGGUCCUCAGAAGUUGAAGCUACGCGAAGCUGCACUACGAGCAUGUCGUCGCCUUCAUCUACAACUAGAUGGGCGACGUAUGAAAGUUAUUCUGGGGCCAGUAGUCAAAUCUAAUAUUGAUAUUUGCAGUUUUUAUGCACCAUAAAUUGAUUUUGAUUCCUCGUGCAAAGCGCAAGCAAGCCUCUCAGAAACUUGUUUGCGCUUCGUCUUUAGGUGUCGCGUGCGCGCUUCUCCGGGACCUGACGCAUUUCAAUUGGAUUCGCAACCGACGUCGCGCUAUUGCCGAAGAGCAGUUUGCAGAGGCGCACGCUCGCAGCCUCACCCAGCUGGAAGAAAUCUUGGUCCCCAAGGGCGCCGUGACCCGCACGAAGAUAAUGGAGACGCUCGACCUUACGGGAAAAGCCACUCUGGUUCCGAACGAGGUAGGCGAUGAAAGUAAUCGAAUCGAAGAGCGGCCCGGCAGUCGUCAUAGAUCAUUCAACGGCACCCACAACAUUACCAAAACCCAUGGGUAUGCGGUAAUGGUCCACUCUGACAGUAGUGCGGAUGGGACGCUGGAGACCAUUCUAUUCUACCGGCCGAAGCACAGCGGCCCGGGGCUGAAGAAGUUCCGGGACGACUUUCUGCCCGGGCAUUCCUGGAUGUUUGUCGCGGGCGCGGUCUUCAAUAUGCCGCGAGAAAGGGGCGACGGCUGUCUGAUCUGGGUCGCCAGCUGCAACCCGGACCCGCUCUACCACGGGACACUCCCGACCUUCACAAAGGACGCGGCCGAGAAGCGGCACCGGAUGCACGACGGAAUGGGCAGCGCAUUGCUGUGCCAGCGGGAAGUGUUGAUGGCGCUCGCGGCCGAAAGCAGCGAAGCAGCGACCGAAGUCGGCGUCGUAGCCAAGGAGUACCAGCGCGAACUGAAGGCGAAGACGGGGAACAACAUGAAGCCGAAGGGCGUCAGUGCAAUUGCCCCGCACUGCUCUUCCUGCUUAACGUUGUGCUGUGGGACCUGUGAGGCAAGUGAUGUGAUGCGAGAAAGCAUCCUCGCACGGGAGAGGGAAAGAAAGGAAAGAAAGGUUCGCGAAAAGCAAGAGGCCCUCGACAAGGAGGAGCAGCAAAAACGGCAAGUAGACGGCGUCCGGGCUGUACGCGCUCCACCUGUUCCUCCUGCAAGCAGCAGCGGGAAGGUCGUUGCCGGCGCGGCACGACAGCCACAUAAUCGGUCGUCGUUUGAUAAUAUCACAAGUAGUAGUAGUAGUGCGGUCUCCGCAGCUCAACAGCUCGGUGUGCAGUAUGAGCGUGCACGCUGGGACGAUCACCUGCCAGCAGCAGCACCAUACCAAGCAGCGGACGUUUUUUCGGAGCAUCCGCACGGCAGCGCUUCCAGUCGACCUGCCGCUGCAAUCCCAGUCGACCAGGGAAUGACCGAGGACGAGCAGCUGCAGCUUGAGCAGGCUCUCAAACUGUCGCUGGAGGAGACGAAUCGAGCCAGCAAUCAUCCGGAGCAACGUCAGCAGCCAGCUGUGGAUGAUUACGAUGCCGACCUUCAAAGAGCUCUGGAGGAGAGUCGAAAGAUAGCGGAACAGACUGAGGCAGCGCGACGUUGGGAGAUGAAGCAGCAGGAGAGAACAGCUGCAGAAUGCGCUGAACAGGAACAGCCCCGAAGGCAAGACGAAAGAGACACCAGACUGCGUGCGAAACCGCGUCAAAUUUUGCUCACGUCGGACGAGGACGAUUACGACGGCGAGAGCGAUGAUUCUUGGGAGUUUGCGGACAUUCACGAUCGCGGUGACGAACGUUUUGAAGAAGAUGAAAAUGACGGGCCGCGGCGGUGGGGGCAAGAAGAUGCUUUUGAGGAUUUUUACCACGGCGUGUCGGGCGAUCAUAAUCAAUUUUUGCAACAUGGUCCAGAACCAGAUCGCGCGGCUGACUUCGGUUGCGGUCCCGCCCUCGAUACGAGUGACCGCGCGAAAUCCUCUUCAUCGUCCUCGUCAUCGAACAGAAACGCCACUGCUUAUCCAGUUCCCAGCUUUUCGAACGGCAUACUAUCGCACUCUAGCAGCUCCAGCAGUAGCAGUUCGUUUACGGCCGCGCCGAAUCCGACCGGAACAACUCGCAAUCACCACCCACUCAGCGCAGUUGCUGGUCAGCAUCAUUUCGUCACCGGUCGUGAUGUCCCGUCGUGGCAACAGCGACAGAAUGCAUAUGCCCAAACACAAACUGGCAACACCAGCACGGGUUUUCAAAAUCAGCAUUUGAGCAUCGCAGCAGGAUCAUCCGCGAGCGUCGAUCGAAACGCGAGGCAUGCUGUGUACGAUCGCCGUGAGUUGCAUCAUGGACACGUCAACGAGAGCACGAGUAGAGCUGCGAGUAGCAGCAGCAGUGUUCUCCGCUCAGGUGUUUCCUCGGCAUCUCAUGGCCAGCAUCCGCACCAGGCGCCAUCUGCCCAGCAGUCCGCGUCCUACUUCAACAACCCGGUCCACCGGAGUCCGCGGCCUCUGACACCACGACGGCGCGCAAAUGAAGAGAACCGGCUGUAUCACGAGAGUGAAUUAGAAGACGAAGCACCCAAUGCAAAGCGUCAGAAAGGUCUUCCAAGUGCAGAACUUAACGAGCACGACAUGCACCCUCAAACUGAAGAGGAAUAUGAGGAGACGCUUCGCCGUGUGCUCGCGGAAUCCACGGAGCUACAGUACCGGGGUGGCUUUACAUAGCUGAGCUGAAACUACAGAACGAAGCAGAUGGCGUGGUAGUUUAUUUUAUGUGGAUGUGGAUGCACGUAGACGUACAACUAGAACUACUGUCACUGUGACCGCGAGAUCGAUAGGAAGAAAAGGAAAAAAGUAUGCCUCGCUCUGUCCAUCCUCUAUCACCAUAUCGGUCGGUACGCAAUUCCGAAACAGUCACCAGAUUGACUUCAAAUAUUCCGAUGACGACUCUGAUGAAGAUUUGUUGCGAACCUCAAGAAUGUAAAAAAAAUAUAUGCGACAGCACGGCGACUGAACAAUUAAGAUUCCGAGCGAAUAAGAAUAAUUGAAAUUGAAACAGCAGCCUGGCUCUGGCGUUGUAGCAAAAGCGAGCUGAG